GCCACGCCAUUUAUGUUUUUUCUCUCCAUAUAUUAUAAUUCUUCGUUGCUCCAAAAAUAUUCAAACGGUAACUUCACAGAGCAAAAAAAAAAAACCAAACAUGGCAGAUCUCCCACCUGGUUUUCGAUUCUACCCGACAGAGGAAGAGCUUGUUGCCUUCUAUCUGCACAACCAGCUCGAGGGACAAAGACAAGACACCAGCAGGGUUAUUCCAGUCAUUGACAUCAAUGGCGUAGAGCCUUGGAAUCUCCCAUCACUUGCAGGGGAGCGUUGUCGUGGAGACACGGAGCAAUGGUUCUUCUUUUCGCCCAGACAAGAGAGAGAGACGAGAGGAGGUAGACCCAACAGAACCACCGCAAGUGGGUACUGGAAAGCCACCGGUUCUCCUUGCCACGUUUACUCUUCCGACAACAAAGUCAUUGGGAUGAAGAAAACCAUGGUGUUUUACGAAGGGAAGGCUCCAUCUGGAAGGAAAACCAAAUGGAAGAUGCAUGAGUACAAAGCCAUUCAACACUCUCACCAAUCCAACACAACCCCUCCCAAGUUUUUGUUUUGGCAGUUGAGGCACGAAUUCAGCUUGUGUCGUGUUUAUGUUAUAUCGGGAAGCUUUAGAUCGUUUGAUCGACGACCACUGGAGGUUGCAAGAGCUGAGUUACGAGUUGAUGGGGAUAGAGGUGCUGCUUCAACCAGUGCUCAAGAGAGAGCACCAUUGGUGGAUGGAUCAAGCUCUUCUGAUACUUCUCACUCUGGUGAUGCUCAUAUCCAUGAAGCUGAAGCUGGAGCAGGGUCAAGUGGAACACAUUGGAAUACAAGUAAUAGAGUUGAGGAACCACUUUGGGAAUGGGAACACUUAAUUCAGUAGCAUAUGUUUAGAUUAAGUUGCUAAGGAUGAGAAAUUAAUCAUCUAAAUUUAGAUGCAGUUGGGUUAAUUAAACUUCCUUCAUCUCAAGGAACGUGUAUUAUAGGAUAGGUGCAGGUUAGACUUGUUUGGAAGAUUUUUUUUUUUUUUUUGGUUAAAAAUAUAGAAUUUAUCGUAGGGAAGUGUCUAAAAAAAAUUUAUGUGUAAAAUUAAUGUUACUAUUUGUUAUUGAUUUGUCCAGGGAAUAAGAUCCCAACAUAUAUAAAAAAGGGAAAGUGACGGAUAUGUCCUUUUGUUU
Vigna unguiculata (cowpea) is the source of this 1157-nucleotide messenger RNA. Its product is annotated as NAC domain-containing protein 90-like. Gene Ontology annotation, biological process: regulation of DNA-templated transcription. The record is from RefSeq and is a predicted model, not a curated record. Gene Ontology annotation, molecular function: DNA binding. Lineage: Eukaryota; Viridiplantae; Streptophyta; Magnoliopsida; Fabales; Fabaceae.